Messenger RNA from Exophiala mesophila, 1295 nucleotides. RefSeq lists its product as uncharacterized. NCBI's taxonomy places the organism in Eukaryota, Fungi, Ascomycota, Eurotiomycetes, Chaetothyriales, Herpotrichiellaceae. The transcript has 3 exons. Gene Ontology annotation, biological process: proton transmembrane transport; potassium ion transport. Bases 268 to 1101 code for a protein of 277 amino acids. Gene Ontology annotation, cellular component: mitochondrial inner membrane. The record is from RefSeq and is a predicted model, not a curated record.
CGCCAGUCCGCAUCAUUCAGCAGUUCAAGUCCCAAACUCAAUGCCUCAAUGGCAGCACUUUCUGCAUUCCGCAACCUUGCACUCUCUUUCAGUCCUCUCUUCUUCCAUUUAACCCUUCGUACUUGAUUCUUGACCACUCACUCCGAAGUUCCCAUCUGUUCAGCUCUUCAACAUGAUCUAGCAGUUUCCUCCUCGCAGGCACACUCCCUGCCCCAAACCACUCAACAUUGCCUCCCCCUGCACCCCAAUAUCCUUUCCACCAUUGCUAUGCGACUCUUUCUCCUUCCUUUAAGCACGCGACAAGCUCUUGUGUAUUGUCAACGUGCCGCUAAGGCCCCAGGAGCCGAGUCAAGCUACGGCGAGAAAAUCCAACAAAAGGCCGCCGAGACAUGGGCCAAAUGGGAGACUGCCAAAAGUGGUUGGAAGAAGCACAUUGUUACAUAUGGCAACAGAGGCCUCCAACGUAUCCCUUAUCAAGAAUGGAGUCUCAAGAGCUUUCCUCCCUCCAGCCCCAAUCUCCAAGCAGAACACCUCGUCCAAGGGAAGAGGUUCGACGUCAUCUACCCGGGUAAUGUCAUGAGACAAGAGGACGUCCCCAGGGUCCUGGCACGGCUAGCUCGUGAAAGGAAGCAAUUACACUGGAAUCGUUUUAUUGGGAGCAUGGUUGCUAUUCCUUUCACCGUCCCCUUUGCUCUGAUCCCAAUAAUCCCCAACAUACCCUUCUUCUAUGCCGUCUAUCGGUGCUGGUCACAUUGGAGAGCACUCAAGGGGUCUGACCACCUGGAUUUCAUUUUAGACCACCGACUCAUCAAACCUCAAUCGCCAGACCACAUCGAAGAACUCUACCAACAAGUGGCGCCGCACUCUCCCGACUUCCAUUUUGUAACAGCGAGUCAGAUUGAAGAUGGGACUGCCCCACCCGACCAACUGAUCCUCACUGCAGAUAGCCAUGACCUUGUUGCCAAAACACUAGGAGUUCCUGAGUUGUCGGGCGAAAUUGAAAGAGCCGUGUGGCAGGUGGAACGACAAUUGGACGCUGAACGAAAGGCGGCGCAGGUUUCCAAAGAUGGCUCACUAAACAAUCCCAAGACCAAAACAUAAGAAAACGACUGAAUCCAAGCUUGACCUGUUUGACGAUCUAUCACACGGCCUGUGGGCCACGAGAAACGAGCCCAACGGCCCUGGGCAUCAUCGACGCUUGUAGAUAUGUACUGUAUAGAAACCCAUUGUAUUGUGCUGAUUAGGCAUAUAUCGAUUGACACCAUGUGAAUCAAAAGACGUGUUCCCCCUCAAGA